AUGUCUCACCAGAUUAUACCUUUCAGGAACAUCGAGUCCCUGUUUUUGAAAAUGGUGAAAUGGAAAGAUUGCCUACACACUGACGAAGAAAACGUGAAUUUUGCCAGACAGGAUGAACUCAACAAGAUUCACAAUGGAGAGGAAGAGAACACAGCCUCCCAGACCCAGGAUCAUAUGCAACAUGUCCAGACUACACGGAUUACCACUUGGGAAGCUGGAUGGAAUGUAACCAAUGCUAUUCAGGGGAUUUUUGUUCUAGGUCUGCCAUAUGCUCUACUCCACAGUGGAUACAGUGGGCUGUUUCUUAUUAUCCUGGCUGCAGUUUUCUGCUGCUACACUGGCAAAAUUCUAAUCGCUUGCCUGUAUGAAGAAAAUGAAGACGGGCAGCUCGUAAGAGUGAGAGGCACAUAUGAAGACAUUGCUAAUGCUUGCUGCAGAGAGCUAUUUCCAAAACUUGGUGGCAGAGUUGUCAAUGUGACCCAAGUGAUGGAACUGAUCAUGACAUGCAUUUUGUAUUUGGUUGUUAGUGGGAACUUGCUGUCGCAUAGCUUUCCAGCUCUACCAGUGACUGAGAAAACAUGGUCAGUAAUAGCAUUUGUAGCCCUACUGCCUUGUGUGUUUAUCAAAACCCUCAAACUUGUCUCCCAACUUAGCUUUCUCUGCUCCUUGGUCCAUUUUGUUAUUAUCUUUGUUGUGAUAACGUACUGUCUGACCCAAACACAUCGGUGGUCCUGGGCAAGUUUCAGCCUCUCUGUGGAAUUUGAGGAUUUCCUAAUUUCAGUAGGAGUGGUCAUUUUCAGUUACACAUCACAAAUAUUUCUCCCUACCCUGGAAGGGAGUAUGAAAAAUCCUGGUGAAUGCAGAUCCAUGUUGAAUUGGACUCACUUCUUAGCUUGUGUCUUCAAGACAUCCUUUGCACUGACUGCCUUCCUGACAUGGGGUGAAGAGACAAAAGAGGUCAUUACUGACAAUCUUCCAUCAGCUUUACAGACUUUAGUGAAUUUGUGCCUUUUAACGAAGGCUCUCUUGUCCUACCCAUUGCCUUUCUUUGUGGUGACAGACAUCUUGCAUGCAUGUGUAUCCCAGAGGCAGAAAUCCAGUUCCAAAUUGCCAUUCUUUGCUGUGAUUCUCAAAAGUUCCAUUCUUCUGUUAACUAUGCUGAUGGCCAUGUUUGUGCCCCAUUUUGCCCUGCUAAUGGGAUUAACUGGCAGUGUAACAGGUGCCAUGAUGACUUUCCUCCUUCCUUCUCUUUUCCACUUGAAGCUUAAAUGGAAAAAGUUAAUGUUCUUGGAGAAAUGUGCAGACAUUUCUGUAUUUAUCUUGGGCAUCUUUUGCAGCUUAGCUGGUCUAGUGUGUUCCAUAAAAGGCCUACUCAAAGCAUUUGGGCAAAAGUAA
Messenger RNA from Euleptes europaea (tarantolino), 1395 nucleotides. Its product is annotated as vesicular inhibitory amino acid transporter-like. The transcript is spliced from 3 exons. The coding region runs from base 1 to 1395 and encodes 464 amino acids. The record is from RefSeq and is a predicted model, not a curated record. Gene Ontology annotation, molecular function: amino acid transmembrane transporter activity. Gene Ontology annotation, cellular component: vacuolar membrane. Gene Ontology annotation, biological process: amino acid transmembrane transport. NCBI's taxonomy places the organism in Eukaryota, Metazoa, Chordata, Lepidosauria, Squamata, Sphaerodactylidae.